Molecule: messenger RNA, 1072 nt
Organism: Humulus lupulus (European hop)
Lineage: Eukaryota; Viridiplantae; Streptophyta; Magnoliopsida; Rosales; Cannabaceae
Product: probable tyrosine-protein phosphatase DSP4
Exons: 5
Coding region: 338-958 (206 amino acids)
Biological process (GO): protein dephosphorylation
Cellular component (GO): cytoplasm
Molecular function (GO): phosphatase activity
Source: RefSeq, a predicted model, not a curated record
UUAAAUGUCCAUAUCUAACUUUAAGUUUCUAAGCAAAGGCAGGUAAGCAAUCAAUUUUAAAGCAUAAAAAUAAAAAUAAAAUAAUUUCUAAAUAAAAAAGCUAAAGGAUGAGAGUCAUACUCUGCGUAAUCAUCCAACCAAAGAUCUUCUCAACAUUUCAUCUUGGAUGUCAGUGUGAAUAGACGAGUGAGUAGGGUAUAGAUAUUUACUAUAGAUUGAUUGAUCCUCAGAAUCCCAUCUGUCUGACACCAGCAAAACCAAAUAACACGCAAAAAUCCAAUUUUCCCUUUUCCAACCUGUUCCUUAUCUUUUCCGAAAAUUUGGCGCGAAAAUAGCCAUGAAGAUCGAAAAUCUGGACGGAGAAAUUCACGCGAAGACCAAUCUCUCGACAUCGUCCGGUAAGGCUCGGGCGAGCGGAGAUGACAAUCACAAAGAAGAGGAGGAGCUGUUUGUGCCACCUCUGAAUUUCUCCAUGGUCGAUUGUGGUGUCUUCAGGUCUGGAUUUCCUGGCUCUGCCAAUUUCAGCCUUUUGCAAUCCCUAGGGAUUCGAUCAAUUGUAUACUUGUGCCCGGAACCCUAUCCGGAAGCCAACAAUGAGUUUGUCAAGGCAAAUGGGAUUAAGCUUUGCCAGUUCGCAAUCGAAGGCUGCCAGGAGCCUUUUGUAAACAUUCCGGAGGAAACAAUUCGAGAAGCUUUGAAAGUAGUUCUUGAUAUGAGGAAUCACCCGGUUCUAAUUCAUUGCAAACGGGGGAAGCACCGAACGGGCUGCCUCGUGGGCUGCUUAAGAAGAUUGCAAAAAUGGUGUCUUUCAUCCAUUUUCGACGAGUACCAGAGAUUUGCUGCAGCAAAAGCGAGACUUUCAGAUCAGAGGUUCAUAGAAAUGUUUGAUAUCUCUAGCCUAAACCAGUUGACAUACGCAUUUUCGUGUUCAAGGAGAAAAACAGAAGUAGAAAAAUAGUUGAUAGAAAGAGAACUUAUCUUACAAAAUAUGGGGUGUGCUAUGAGUAUGUUGUGUUUGCUUGUUCAUCAGUAGAGUUAUUUUGGCACUUCUUUAUACGUGGAAUUUUUUUAA